GGCCAACACUACGCAUACGCGACGCGCCGUUCACAUCUGUCACGUUUCUCACACAAAAUAUUUAUCAAAUUAAUUUCACUAAAUGCAGCAGUAAACUAUGCAACUUAACAGUGGUUAGAAAUGGACCAACAAUUCUCAUUGUCUUGGAAUAAUUUUCACGGGAACCUGACUAAAGGAUUCGCCGGUUUAUUAGGAAAUGGCGAAUUUGUCGACGUUACUAUUGCCGUCGAAGGCCAUUUGCUGCAAGCACACAAAGUGAUACUGUCAAUAUGUUCACCUUAUUUCAAGAAGAUGUUUCAAAUGAAUCCAUGUCAACAUCCAAUUGUUGUACUAAAAGAUGUGACUCACAAAGCAAUGAAAGACCUGCUACAGUUUAUGUACCAUGGAGAAGUUAGUGUGAAACGGGAAGAUCUCACUAGUUUUAUAGGAACUGCGGAAGUAUUGCAAAUCAAAGGAUUGACAAACAAAGAGACUGAAGAAGAUGAGGACAGUGAAAGAGAGCAGGAUGUACACAAACAUAGAACAGAAACUCAGAACAAUACUCCUGAUGCUGAAUCAUGUGUGUCAGACACUUAUGACACCACCAUUAAUGAUGAAACCACACAAAACAAUGAACUAGACCUACUCAAACAAAGGCAACUAAUAGAAAAACUACACAGAAUCAGCAAUCUUAAAAGAAAAUCCAAUGAAUUCCUCCAAAAAAACUACUUCUCGGACAUACUUAACCCUGAGAAGAGACCAAAAACAAAAGAAAAAUCUAUUUACACACAAAACAAUCAGAUUUAUCAAGCAAAUAAUUAUGAGAAUUUAAAAAACUUAUAUGAUGACAACCCUGUAGAUAUCUCUUCGUCAUACAACACUCAUAUUCAGAAAACAAACACUCAAGAUUUUAGUGAAAAAAGUAAAGAUCAAUCACUGUCUGAUAAUGGAUUGGAAUUGAAGACAGAGUGUGAUGACAGUGAUAUCAUCGUAACAGACCCAGCUGUAUGUUCCAAUACAAAAAAUUAUGAAUCUUCAAGAGAAGGCAAAAAGGAUCUGUCCAUACCUAUGGACUAUCCAUCACCACAAGACAAUACCAGCUUGAGUUCGUUAUUCAUCGACCUUAAAAACUUAGUGAAUGGUAAGGUGACUAACAAUGCACUGAGAACUAACACAAGUGAAGAGUAUACUAGACCAACUAUGGAGCACCGGCUUGUAACUAUCCCACAAAAGGAAGAUGGAAAGAAGAAGUAUCCACAGCGUUCUUGCCGACUGUGCUGGAAAAUAGGACGGAGACGAGACACAAGGUUUAUGUGCAGCGCUUGUGAAUUGCCUUUCUGCAAAUCACCUUGCUUUGGAAUCCAUUUUAAUGAUAUACUCAAAGUAUCUCAAUUGCAAGGAGAUUAUUAUGCUAAUUAAAACUUUUUCUUACAUAGUAUGCUACACACCUCUAUAGAGGCAGUAUAAAGUUAUUUUUAAGUGAAAAUUAUAUACAUUUUAUUAGUAGAUAUAAAAUCUACUGUAAGUUUAAUAUUGAGGCCUGCUAUUCAUAUUUAUAAAACAGAAAACUGAAUCAUAGAUUCAAAUAAGAUUUGGGACCAAAUCUAUAAACUGGAGUAAUUGUGGCAAAAACACCUUAAAAGUUACGUAAAUAUAGUGUAGCAUAAGUUAUAUUUUAUAAGUAGCAGUUACAUUUUGGAGUAAUAAAGAUCAUAAAGCACAAUAAUUAAAUCAACUGUGAUAGUGAGACUCUGGUCUCAAGUGCCAAUUAAUUGUUAAAUAAAUAAAGCUAUUUUUAUAAACUUACUCAAAACAUCAAUUAGAGCAUUUACAUAUUUCACAAUUUCAAUUAGUGCCAUCGUGUUUCGCCAUAAAAAUUUAAAGACUUUAUUGCUCAUAUUCUAGUCUAUUUAUUGUACUAAUUUAAGGUAUCCAACAAUCUUUUCUGAUACUACUUUAUAUUAAUUAGAAUAGUGUUUGGACUAGUAUUUUGACAUGAAACAUCUUUAAUAUCGAAAUGAUCUCUAUUACACGUAUUUUACAUCGAUUUUACACCUUAUUUGUAUAAGAACCAAAUUGAGAUUUACAUUCCUGAUUUUUAACAUUCGUAUUUUUUUUAAUUCUUAAGGUCCUGUGUGGAUCAUUGACUUAAUUUUUUUUAUUAUGAUUCAGAAGAACAAGUGCUGUUUUUAAUGUGUGAUGUUACUUAAAAAUGUGUUUUUGAAUGAAUAUUAUUAUAAGUGAAUGUAUUUUUAUAUCCAUAUUUGAUUAAAUGAUAUAUGAACAAAACAAAAA
Messenger RNA from Helicoverpa zea (corn earworm), 2274 nucleotides. RefSeq names its product protein bric-a-brac 1-like. Lineage: Eukaryota; Metazoa; Arthropoda; Insecta; Lepidoptera; Noctuidae. The transcript is spliced from 5 exons. Bases 121 to 1398 code for a protein of 425 amino acids. Gene Ontology annotation, cellular component: nucleus. The record is from RefSeq and is a predicted model, not a curated record. Gene Ontology annotation, molecular function: protein binding. Gene Ontology annotation, biological process: regulation of transcription by RNA polymerase II.